Molecule: messenger RNA, 2009 nt
Organism: Varroa destructor (honeybee mite)
Lineage: Eukaryota; Metazoa; Arthropoda; Arachnida; Mesostigmata; Varroidae
Product: coiled-coil domain-containing protein 169-like
Source: RefSeq, a predicted model, not a curated record
GACGAGAAGCUGCCUGCCUCAAGGACCUCGAGGCGGACUGGUGUCUUAGUGCAUUGCGUUGCAGACUAGUCAAAGCUAAGUGAACGUGUUUCGCUGAGAGCCAUCGUACACUACCCAAAGGGGCAUUGAAUUCUAGUUUUGACAUUCUGCGCCUCGAUAACAGCAGCUCAAAAGCCAAUUCUGUACCAGUUGUGUGACUACAAUUGUCAAAUUCAAAUUGCCUCGAUGUUCCUCAUGAUGAAUUCGCAUCAAAGUCUUCUCGAGGAGAUUGACCGCGAACAACGUUUCAAGCACAUAUUGGAACAGUCGAUUCGUGAUCUAGAGCAUUCAGUAUCACAGUUAGAAGCGCGCAGUUCGUAUGAUACAUCCAGUGAUGCUAACGAAUGGAAGCUUCGAUACAUGACACAGGUUGAGCUGAAUCGUCAACUUGACCAGCAGAAAGGCUGGUUAAGGGAACAGGUAGCCGGUGAAAUUGACCGACCUGGUUUGGCCGGUCUCCAGGGCCUAGAGCUAGAUACACUUUCUGAGGCACAGCUUCUACGAUGUCUUCGUCAGCUGGAAAAAGAACGGGAUAACCUAUGCAGUGACAUCAAAGAUCACGAGUGGCGACUCGAUCAAGAAUCUAAAGCUUUCCAUAAAUUUGAUGAAGCGCGAAAAACGUAUCACACAGAAAUACACGAUGCGAUGGCCAAUUUGGAUACAUUGCGCUCGAAAGUAAAGAUGAUCAGUAACGACUACAUUAUGUUCAGCAAACGAAAAGGAAACAUUUUACCGAAUCAACGAGUCCUGGAUCCGAAACGGGGCCCAAUAAAAAAAAUUGCCGCUGUACGCAGCCUGCCAAAGUUGAACAGCGGAGAUCGUGAAAGAAAUUUGGGGCAUCUUAGUGAAUAACAAUGCUGCGCUGACACUAAAAAUAAGGACAAUGGAUGUGAGAGAAAAAAAAAAUAAGGUUUGUCUCCUGUCCUCACUGUAUCCAUCAUACGAGUUUUUCUGUCACAGGUUGACAUUUAUAAGGAGACGCCUUUAAAAACACCAACUGGAUACAAUUAACAAUUCAGUAGCAUUUCCUGUUAGAACAAAUUGUAGAAGGUGAUUUAGCUAUUUUUCGAUUAACAAUAACGAGCAAUUAUCUCAAUGUGUAGCAGUCAAAUUUGUGGCAGCUCUGCAUAAUAAAAGACAAAAUUAGCAGUACGGCUUUUUAGAAGUUCGUCUAUUUAGCGUACGCCGGUCGGCAAUAUAUAAUUCUGAGCUAACUUUGUGUUGUGUACGAAAGUUUUAAUUAGUAGUCAAAACAAGUAUAAUUACUAGUGCUAAGAACUAUGAAACUGUUCCCCAGAUAUAAUUUCACUUUAUAUAUUAUAAGCUGAAAUAUAUAUAUAUAUAUAUAUAUAAUGUAUAGUGAAACUACAUUAGUUGAGGUUAUAUUGAUUUCUGUCAGUCAAAAAAUAUUAAUGUGGACGGGACCACCUUUCGGGAAGUUAUCGUGUCAAAGAUGUUAACGUUUCUUCAUUUCGGGUAUCGAACGCUAACAUGGAUCAAGCAAUUUCGAUUUAGUAUAUUUAAUUAUUUUGAUUGAAUCAUUUGAUAUAUUAUAUCUGUUAUUAGGUAUGUGAACGGAUAAUUAAAAUCAAUUACGGAUGACUAUAACAUAAUCAUGAGAAUAAAACUCUGACCAAACGUUUUUUGCCGAAUGUUUAGAUAGAACAUACUCGGUGAUGUUGCAAGUAUUGUACACGUUAAUAAAAAAAAUGAGUAUAAAAAUUAUCCAGUAUAUAUUUAUUCGAUCCAGAGAAGUAUGGCCGUUCCGCAUAGGAUUCCCAUAAUCUGUCAAGAAAGAAAGCAAUUCAUUGCGGAAAAGAAUCACUAUCCGAAAAAAAACUAUUCAAAAGUCACUUUGUCAUUGAGUUUGUUAACCCUACACAAAGACAAAUAGAAGGUAAGAACGAAUGUUAAUGUUAAUUAAGAUUGCACUGAACGCUGAGUGCGGAAUCUGUGCAAUUUACUUACCU